This is a messenger RNA of Perca fluviatilis (European perch), 4274 nucleotides long. RefSeq names its product ZP domain-containing protein-like. NCBI's taxonomy places the organism in Eukaryota, Metazoa, Chordata, Actinopteri, Perciformes, Percidae. The coding region runs from base 647 to 1735 and encodes 362 amino acids. The record is from RefSeq and is a predicted model, not a curated record. The transcript has 7 exons.
AUGGAGGUAGAUGGCUUGUACCACUAUCCCACUCGUCUUCUCAGUGUCCAGGACUUCCCUGAACUGUGUUCACCCAAGGAGGCCAUGUUCCCCCAGCUUCAGAAGAACAGGCUGUCUAAAGCUCCAGAGCUAGCCACAUCCUACAUCACAGAGAUACAGAUGCUGUAACAAGCUGGCUACAUCAUCACACUGGAGCAUGAUGGUGCAGAGUACUCGCCAACCAGUCUCUCUGAUACCUGGUGCAACAAUCCUUGCAAGUCACACUUGGAGCCCAGCUGGUGACAGAGAAAAUUCUGAGGACAGUACUUAUUGAAGUUGAAGGAAUCCUCAACCUCAACAACCUUUGGGCUAUCAUCGUCAGACAUUGCUUACCCCAAUUCUAUUACCCCAAACUCUUGCUAAUCGGAAGGCCUGAUGCAUGUCUCCCACAAGUAGUGUAUCCUGAAUCAGAGCUUUUGGGCAGCUCCUCACUAAAGGGCCACUCGUUCACCAGACGGGUGUGCAGAAGGAAUGUGGUUGUGGUGGUGGAAAUAAAAGCAUUGGAGCUGAAGACAUCUAUCUGGUUCUGAUCGGUGACCUGCAGUGGAUUACUUUUUAAGUGAUUCCAGCAAAGAAACAGCAGAGGAGAAACACCAUCUCUACAGCUAUGUUGAAGGGCCCAAUAUUGGCUGCAUGGCUGGUGUAUUUCCUGUGUCAUGUUUAUCCUGUUAAAUCCGGUGUGAUCUGCGGUGAGUCCAAAAUGACAAUAGGGGUUGAGAAGUCUAAGUAUCGUAGAAUCCAUAAGGGGGAUUUCCGGAUCAAUGAUGCCACCAGCGCCGCCUGCCGCCUCAGAUCCAACAGCACUCACUUCUUCGCUGAAGUCCCCCUCAACGGUUGUGGCACUCAGAUCGAGGAAAAUGGUGAAAACCUCAUUUUCACAAAUACAAUCACCUUAGUCGACAAUGCAAACGCAGUGAUCACCAGGAAAUGUCUGCUGGAGCUGAAGUUCGAAUGCACGUACCCCAAAAGUGUAAAAGUGAAACAGAGCUUCAGUGCACACAGGAAGAAUGUCGUAGAGUCGGAGAAAGGCUUCGGCACGUUCACCUACAAGUUUGAAUUUUAUCCUGAUAAGAAAUUCCAAACCCCGCUUACACCAGAUUCAUACCCUCUGGACUGUGAUAGUGAGCAAAAGCUUUUCAUGCAGAUAGAGGUCGCCUCCUCAAUUGUAAACACCGAGCUGUUUGUGGAGUCCUGCAGUGCGUCACCAUACGACAUUCCAAACUACAAAACAACCUACUCCAUCAUUGAUAAAGGGUGUAAAGUGGACCCGACUGUUAUAAAUUAUAGCCGCUCCCACGACACAAAAUUCAGGUUCAGCAUGGAUGCCUUCACGUUUAUCGGCUUGAAUGACCAGGUGUACAUCAGCUGUUCAGUAAUGAUCUGUAGAUUAGGAAAACCUGACACAAGAUGCUCGCAGGGAUGCAUCAAUUCCAGAAAAAGACGAGAUGAUCAGCAACAUCACCUCACAAAGAGAGAGGCUGUCACUCAGAGUUCAAGGCACUUCAUUUCCCAGGGUCCUCUGCGCUUAAGGAGAUCAGCAGAGAGCCCCGGAAGCCCAGUGAUCAACCUGAAACUGAACCUGUUUUUCAUUGCUGGAUGUCUCCUUUCAGCCGUUGGCAUGAUCAGUGCCGCAGUCGUCUACAAAGCCACACUAUCAAGGGUCAAAUACCAACCUUUGCCCGCAUUUGAAAGUUAAGACAGCAGCGUGUGCAGGAUACCAAUCAUGUAUUAACUACAUUUGACUACAUAAAGCAAAGUCAUUACUCUUAAACUAAUUAAUAUCCUUGAAAAAAACAUAAACGUACACUGAAACAAUAUUGCCUGGUUAAAAGACAAAUGAAAAUAAUAUGAACAUUUUCAUAAUAUGAAAAUAUGAACAUGAAUUCAUUUCACUUUUAGUUUUUAGCUAUAUUAUUUUACAACAAAAGAAUGCUAUGCUUUUCCACAAUUGCUUCACAAUUAAUCUCUAUCAUUUCACACAUGCAGUCUAGUCUAGGAGAAUUAAAUAACAAGAACAUGAUUUUUGUUAGAAUGGAGUGGAACUAUCUGUUCUAUACUCUGGAAAGAUUUGGGUUUGGGGAGAAAUAUAUAUCCUGGACGAAAGUGAUUUACUCCUCCCCACAGCCUCAGUUAGAACAAAUACCAUUCAAUCUGGGUCCUUUCAUCUCCAUCGCUCUAAGAGACAGGGUUGUCCUCUAAGUCCUCUUCUAUUCACAAUUGCCAUUGAACCCCUUGCUGUGGCAUUUUGUUGUGACCCCCAUAUCUCUGGCAUACACAGAAACGAUAUUGAAUUAAAGGUUUCUCUAUAUGCUGAUGAUCUACUUCUUUUUCUUUCCAACCUCUCUGUUUCUAUACCUGCCGCCCUGGCCUGUCUUCAGUCCUUUGGUCAAAUAUCUGGCUCUAAAUUAAAUCUUACUAAGAGCGAGAUAUUCCCUAUCAAUACAGCUGAUCAGACAUUCCCUUUACACAACCUGCCUUUCAAAGCUCAUAGCUUUAAAUAUUUUGGGAUUCAUGUUACCCACAAAUUUAAAGACCUUUUCAAGGCAAUUUUUACUCCUUUGCUGUCUAAAACUCAAGAGGACUUUGAUGGUUGGUCUCUUCUCGAACUUGUCUUUGGCAGGUAGUGUCAAUUCUGUGAAGAUGACUACUCUCCCACGUUUCUCAUAUCUGUUUCAAUCUGUCCCCAUUUUCCUCCCUCAGUCUUUUUUCCAUAAACUGGACAGCCUAAUCUAGAAUUUAUUUGGAAUAAAAAGUUCCCUAGGUUGGGUAAACAAUAUUUACAGAGACCCAAACCAGUUGGGGGGGUUAGCUCUCCCCAAUAUGACAUUCUAUUACUGGGCCGCUAAUAUUAGAAUUCUAAAAUUCUGGCUCCAACUGGCUCCAAUAUGAAACUUUAGAUUUAGGUAACCAUGGAGGCAUUUUCUAGAAAACCAGUUUCAUUGAAGGCUGUAGUGCAUUAUUCUACUUUAUCCUCCAAUUCUCCGCAAGAAUGUGCUUGUGAGAACUUUUCUUAGAAUUUGGGCUCAAUUCAAACGCUGUUUUGGUUAACAAUCUUUCUCCAUCCAAGCUCCAAUAGCCACCAAUCAUACUUUCACUCCAUCUCUUGUAGACAAUGCUUUUUUCAAUUUGGUCCAAUCAAGGCAUAGUAUCAUUUCAGGAUUUAUACAUUAACAACACCUUUGCGUCCUUCCAACAGCUCUCAGAGAAAUUUUCAGUCCCUAAAUAUCACUUUUUUAGAUACCACAAGUUUGUAGUUUUGCUCGCACAACCUUCCCAAACUUCCCCAAUUUGCCCAACGAGUCACCUCUUGAUAGGUUUUUCAAACCUAGUUGUUCAUUGAAAGGGUUAAUUUCAGAUAUUUAUAAUCAAAUUCUCUCUCUUCAUCCAAAACCACUGGAUCCCAUAAGAGCCUUGUGGUAAGAGGAUUUGGGGGAGGAGUUAACUGAGGUUUUGUGGGACGAAAUUCUUAGUUGUGUGCAUAAAUCUUCAAUAUGUGCGCACCAUGGCCUUAUUCAGUGCAAAAUUCAGCACCGUACGUAUUACACCAAAGAGAGGCUGGCUAGGAUCUACAAAGAUAUAUCUGCAAAAUGCAAUAGAUGUAAGCAAACCCCAGCCAAUCUAAUUCGUAUGUUAUGGCUCUGCCCAUCUCUGCAUAAUUUCUGGACGGCUAUUUUUAAAACUAUUUCAGACAUAGUUGAAUAGAGGAUCAAGCCGAAUGCUCUCACCGUAUUGUUUGGUGUCCCCUCCUUUGUGCCUUCCCUAUCAAAAUCUAAUAGAGAUGUUAUUGCCUUUGUCACCUUAUUAGCGAGAAGACUAAUUUUAACUAAAUGGAAAUUAAGAACCCUCUUAUCAUGCACGCUGGUUGGCGGAUGUCCUUUAUUUCCUUCAAUUAGAACAAAUUAGACUUUCUACAAGGAGUUCUUCUCAAAAAAUGUUUUAAUGUAUUUCUACAUUUGGAGAAUACUAGUUUCUCACAUAUUCCUGACUAAGACUGGAUUGGCCUAAACUUGGCAAUAUGUCCUAUUUUGUACUUUGUUAGGGUGACUACCUAUUGAAACGUUUUGCUGUAUUUUUGUAUUUAACCCUCAUUACUGACGGUGGGGGGUUGUUGCGUUUUAGUUUGCUUUGAUUUGUUUUGUAUUUUAUAUUGUGUAUGUAAGCAAAAAAGGAAACUUGUUUUUAUACAUAUCUUUUUCAACUGCUGUUGUACUGCUGUUUUGAAAUUAAUAAAGAAA